AUGAACGGCGCGAGUGAGAGAAGCGUCAGCUGCGCGGGCUGCAAUCGCAAGUUCCAGAGCGAUGCGGCUCUUCAGCAGCAUGUUCGCGACAGAAAGGAUGCUGCUCACGAUAAGAUUCCGGCUGAUGGUGGUGAUAAGACGACCAAGGUGGUUGGAGCCAACAGUAUCGCACCAACACCAAAGGUGAUCACACAAACUCUAACUGUUGGACUGCGGCUAAUCUCCCAGGUUCAACCUAGCGAUGUCGCUGUGACUAGUGAUGGCGGAUACGAGCUUCUCUGCAGUUACAAUUGGGUCAUCAAACCACAACCAACCGUCUACGUCCCAGGCGAGCCUCCGAGACUUGUCUCCAGAUCCCUCCCGAUGCGCGUCUCCCCAGACUCAGGCGUCCAUUUCAUCGACCAAAACAGCUUCCGCGUCCCCAAGUAUCCCUUCGAAGUCGUCUUUCAAGCUAUGAAUGUCAUGAACCCUGCGUUCAAGUUCAGCUACGUCGAUGUCCUCACCAACCGUAACAGUCUUCGUCACCUACUCGACUUUUGUCGUGGGAAAUGCAGAGACAGCUUCCGCAUCGACCUGUAUCUCAUCCAAAACACGCUCGUCAUUGAGAGACGUGAAAGAUCGACAAAGGAGAUGAUCAGAGGAUCCGGGAACUCGGGUUUUGGCCACAGCUUUGAGGAAGCUAUCACUGAGCCGCCACCGGGCAUGACUGAUAUUGCAGGGCAUCACCGUGUCCUGCGAUAUGACCUUGGAGGCUUGAGCUGCGCCGUCCGCUUCGAAGUUGAUGCUGUCCAUGUCAUGCCGGAAGUUGAGAACGGUGUUCAGCAGACUGACGCACCUCCUGGAGGCUCAGUAGAUCAGCUUGCCCAGUCACUAGAGAAUGUUGCCGUCGGAAGCUCGAAGAAGACUCCCUCAUCCCCUGGCUCUAGAAGCGUCCGGGUAAUCACCCGCGGUACAGCACCUCCUCAAGCACAAGCAGCAGAGAUCAAGUCCAUCCGACGCAACGGGAAGCACAUAAGCACGAUGCUUCCACAGCUCUGGUUCGGCCGGACUCCAUACCUCGUUCGGGGCUAUCACGACGAUGGCAACUUCACCAUGAUUCGCAACGAAAACGUCGAGGAAAACCUCAAAGACUGGGAGGUUAAGGACCAGAACCAGAUGGCUUUGCGCGGCGUGGUAUCACUACUAGCACAGCUGCGAGAGGUCGUGAGGAACUCCGAGACGAAGUCGUGCAUUGCUGUGUGUUUGAGUGAGAAGCCCUUGAAGCUGCGGGUAUUUUCUACGGCGCAGAAGAAGUUGCCACUACCGGAGAAAGUGAUUGAGAGAUUCUGGGAGAAUGAUUGA
Fusarium vanettenii 77-13-4 is the source of this 1341-nucleotide messenger RNA. RefSeq lists its product as uncharacterized. Bases 1 to 1341 code for a protein of 446 amino acids. NCBI's taxonomy places the organism in Eukaryota, Fungi, Ascomycota, Sordariomycetes, Hypocreales, Nectriaceae. The transcript has 3 exons. The record is from RefSeq and is a predicted model, not a curated record.